CGGGGGAGCGUCCGGGUCGGCUUCCGCUAGGUUGACACCUCAUUAGAGCCCAGGAUGAUUCGGAACGGACACGGCUACCCCGCCCAGGAGAGCGAGCCUUCCCGGCGGACUAUACGGGUGUGGUGCGAUGGAUGCUAUGACAUGGUUCAUUAUGGACAUUCCAACCAGCUCCGUCAGGCACGGGCCAUGGGGGAUUACUUGAUCGUUGGCGUGCACACAGAUGAAGAAAUAGCCCGUCACAAAGGGCCGCCGGUCUUCACCCAAGAAGAGCGCUACAAGAUGGUGCGCGCCAUUAAGUGGGUGGAUGAGAUUGUGCCUGGAGCCCCCUACGUGACCACACUGGACACCCUGGACAAAUAUAACUGUGACUUCUGUGUCCAUGGAAAUGACAUUACACUGACGGUGGACGGUAAGGAUACCUAUGAGGAGGUGAAGAAUGCUCAGCGAUACAGGGAAUGCCAGCGCACUCAGGGGGUGUCCACCACAGACCUAGUAGGCCGUAUGCUGCUCAUGACAAAGGCCCAUCACAGUGUGGAAGCUACUCAAGACUAUAAACGGCACCAAGACAACUUCGGUAAGGAUGCCAGAGGUCGCAGCCCGUGGACAGGGGUCUCUCAGUUUCUUCAGACAUCUCAGAAGAUUAUGCAGUUUGCCUCAGGGAAAGAACCCGAGCCUGGAGAUACUAUAAUAUACGUUGCUGGAGCCUUCGAUCUUUUCCAUAUCGGCCAUAUAGACUUCCUGGAGAAGGCUCACAGCUUGGCUCCCAAGCCGUACAUCAUUGUGGGCUUGCAUUUCGAUCAGGAGGUCAACCUGUACAAGAGGAAGAAUUACCCCAUCAUGAACAUACACGAGAGGACGCUGAGUGUCCUGGCCUGCAGGUACGUUUCAGAAGUUGUCAUUGGAGCGCCCUAUUCCGUCACUUCCGACCUACUGGAUCAUUUUAAGGUGGACCUGGUUUGUCAUGGAAAGACAGAGGUUCUCCCAGACAGAGAUGGAUCUGACCCCUAUGCAGAGCCCAAACUCCGUGGUAUAUUCAGAACAGUGGAAAGCGGAAGCAACUUGACAACUGACGACAUUGUGCAGAGGAUUAUCAAAAACAGGUUGGAGUUUGAAGCUCGGAAUCAGAAGAAAGAAGCAAAAGAACUUGCGGUGUUGGAGGCACAGCUGAAGCGGGAGAGAUUUGUAGAGGGGGAAGAGAACUGAGAGGCCAUCCUCAUCUCCCCAUAUAUAUAUACAUAAUACUAUCCAUCUACUAAUCCAUGAACAAUACUACACACUCCUCCGAAAGUCCUACAUCCAACAUCCAUUCACCGCCACUGCACCCGACAUAUCACACAAGUGGUCUAAGGAUAACAUUUAGAGUUUCAUCAGGGGAUGAAAGAACAUGCAGCGUGCAGAGAGCCCACCUAAUACCAAAUCUGGGUUCUCGUUUCCUAUAAAGAGCAGCUGUCUUAAGGGACAUGGAUGAAACCAGUUAAGGUGCCCCUACACUAGAAGAACAGACCAGUGGGGCUGGUUUACUAAAACUGAAGAGUGCAAAAUCUGGUGCAGCUGGUAGCCAAUCGGCUUCUAACUCCAGCUUGGUCAAUUAAGCUGGAAGCUGAUUGGUUUCUUCCUUUUCUCACAAAAACUGCCCCAUGUUUAACUCCUAUGUGACCCGACUGUCUCCCAUUGGACGCAAGCAGCGCUCAAAAUUUAUUGUGACGUUUGCAAAUAUCUGCCUGUAUAUGGUCAGGCCACGUACACACCACCGGAUCCGAUGGUGUGUACACGC
Molecule: messenger RNA, 1774 nt
Organism: Rana temporaria (common frog)
Lineage: Eukaryota; Metazoa; Chordata; Amphibia; Anura; Ranidae
Gene: PCYT2
Product: phosphate cytidylyltransferase 2, ethanolamine
Exons: 13
Coding region: 55-1203 (382 amino acids)
Biological process (GO): phosphatidylethanolamine biosynthetic process
Cellular component (GO): cytoplasm
Molecular function (GO): ethanolamine-phosphate cytidylyltransferase activity
Source: RefSeq, a predicted model, not a curated record